CAUAAACUAUAUCUGUCUCUUGAGCGUAGUAUGUUUGAGCGUUUCUCACUUUUUCAGGAAGGUACUUCUCGGACGAUAUUUCAUUCCCCAAUGAAUGUAUAAAAGAUUCAUAAUGUCCAGCUUAAUGACGAUAGAUGGAAACCUCGGUGAAGGUGGUGGACAAGUAUUGAGAAUCGCAUUGAGCUUGAGUACGUUAUAUGGCAUUCCCGUGGAGAUUACCAAUAUUCGAGCAGGCCGUCCUAAGCCUGGUCUUGCUGCACAGCAUCUCAAAGGUGUGGAAUUAGUUAAAGACAUGUGCGAUGCUCAUGUGACAGGAGCAUAUGUGGGUUCAACACGACUUGAGUUUUGGCCAGGAGCUUUGAGACAUUAUAAACCAGAUUUCAAAGCUGAUGUACAAACAGCUGGCUGUAUUUGCUUGUUAGCUCAAGUAGCAUUACCAUGUGCAUUAUUUAUGCCAAAUACAAGCCCUGUGAAUUUUAUUUUAAAGGGUGGUACAAAUGUUCCUAUGGGACCUCAUGUAGAAUACUUCACUGAGGUUUUUAAACAAUUGCUUAACAAAUUUAGAGCUGAUUUCAAUUUUACAGUUGUAAGACGAGGAUACUAUCCAAAAGGCGGUGGUGAAGUACGGCUUCAGAUACAACCAGUAAAACAUUUGAAUGCUGUUACUUUGAUGGAACCUGGACAUCCUGUCAGUAUAUCUGGAUGGUCUUAUGUCGCCGGCUCUGUGAAUAUUAAUGAAGCCAAUAAGAUGGCAUCAGAUGCAAAACGUGUUAUAGUCGAAGGUUUACAGAAACACAAUAUAACUGUUCCAGCAAUUAAUAUAGAAUCAUACAGAGAAGAUAGAGGAAUGGCAGUGGGAAAUGGAUCCGGCAUAAAUCUCGUGUGUCAAACCAGUGAGGGAUGUACGUUUGGGGGUUCUGGAUUGGGAUCCAACCGACGAGAAGAUGAUCCACCAGGAGUUGUAGCAGGCAAACAAAUUCUUGAGCCUAUCUUGAAAGGAGCAUGUGUUGAUGAGCACUCACAAGAUCAGAUAAUAAUUCUUAUGGCAAUUGCCAAAGGACGUUCGAGGAUACGUGUGGGAGAAAAUAAACUCACGCGUCACGCAGAAACGGCGAUUCAGAUUGCUGAACUCAUGUUAGGUAAUCGAGGCCUUCGAUUUUCUUUAUCUGCAAGUGGAAGUGAUGGGGAUUCCGCUCCUUAUGUCUUAGAAUGUGAAGGUUGUGGUCUGGUUAACAGUAGUUUUCACUAAUGACAGUAAUUUAACGUUUUUUGCAACUUGCAUUUUGUUACCAAAUAUAUGCGUAUAAGAAA
This is a messenger RNA of Cephus cinctus (wheat stem sawfly), 1311 nucleotides long. It is a transcript of the gene Rtca, whose product is annotated as RNA 3'-terminal phosphate cyclase. The transcript is spliced from 7 exons. NCBI's taxonomy places the organism in Eukaryota, Metazoa, Arthropoda, Insecta, Hymenoptera, Cephidae. Gene Ontology annotation, biological process: RNA processing. Gene Ontology annotation, cellular component: nucleus. The coding region runs from base 95 to 1249 and encodes 384 amino acids. Gene Ontology annotation, molecular function: RNA-3'-phosphate cyclase activity. The record is from RefSeq and is a predicted model, not a curated record.